This is a messenger RNA of Sphaeramia orbicularis (orbiculate cardinalfish), 3104 nucleotides long. It is a transcript of the gene fam161a, whose product is annotated as FAM161 centrosomal protein A. The transcript is spliced from 7 exons. Gene Ontology annotation, biological process: cilium organization. The record is from RefSeq and is a predicted model, not a curated record. Gene Ontology annotation, cellular component: cilium. NCBI's taxonomy places the organism in Eukaryota, Metazoa, Chordata, Actinopteri, Kurtiformes, Apogonidae. The coding region runs from base 141 to 2435 and encodes 764 amino acids.
CGCUCCACUCCGUUGCUAAGGAACGCACCUGCUGCUUGGUAAGCGACUGACUGUGGACUUCUCACGCUGCAGAACUAUCGCUAACUAGCUUAUCUGACUCCUUUUGUCAUUUAAAACUGUGCAAUAACUGCCUCAUAUUCAUGGAGAAUGCGCACAGGACGAAUGUUUUGGUCACGUCGUGUCUGAAAACGCCGGUGGACCCGCACACCAAAGCGCCGUUAGCUUCGUACGAGCGGGAGAGAGUGCUGCCUUACACGGCUACGGGUCAUGUGGACAACCGGCACUACGAGAAGGAGCUGGAGUACGAGGACUCAGGAUCAGAUUUCUGUGAUGAGGAGUAUCUGGGAAAGGGUUCCCCCGUCAAGAUUAAUGACCUCCCAGCAUCAAGAGAUCGGUUCAAUCUCAGUGAAAUCUUCUUUUCCAAUGAGGAGUACUACAGUAAGCUAGAGGAGCUGAAGAAAGCCCACCUCCGCACCAUGGCUGAGCUGGAGAGCAUGUACCGCCGUAAGCUGGAACUCAAGACCGUGGAGCCGUCGGACAUGACGAAUCUUGAGGCCAGGCAGAGACUGCAGUGGGCACAUAGCAGCCCAGCAGCCUCACGGCAUCUGAGGAAGGCCCACUCUGCUGUAGAGCUCAGGAUUGGCUCUGGACAGUCAGACUCAUCCGAUGAGGAUGCUGAUGCUGCCAGUAGUUAUGUAGAGAAAGGCCUGCUUUUCUCUCCCAAAGAACACAUCAAGAACAUGUGGCUGGAUUUCAAGUUGUCCCCUCACGGCCGUCAUAUGUCGUCCUCUUCAUUACACAGCCUGCCUGGGGACCAGACAAGGCCAGGAAAGGGAAGGUCCAACAAGAGGCAUGGCCAUAAAGACUGUGACCAGGAGCCGUGGAAACACAGGAUCACUAUUCCCAAACCCUUCCAGAUGACGCUACGUGAAGCAGAGAAAAGGAAGCACGGGAUAAAGACACGUUCAGAGAUUGAAAUGGAGAAUGCAGAGCUGCGACGGCAGUUAGAGGAGCUCACAGAAUGCCAGAGGAAGUUUAGGGCGAGUCCUGUACCAGCACAUGUCCAUCUCCCACUUUAUGAAGAGCUGCAGGAGCGGAAUGAGGAGCGACGGAAAACCAUGCGCGACCGUGAAGCAUAUCACCCUCAAACUGUCCCGAAACCGUUCAGCUUCCUGGAGAGGGAGCGAUUGAAGAAGGAGCAGAAACAGCAACAGGACCGGUCCUCAGAGCAGGAGAAAGUCAAGCCAUUUAAAGCCAAAUCUGUGCCCAAGUCUGUGUACGCAGCGGCAUCUGGGGAACAUAUGAAGGAGGAGCAGCUGUAUCGGUCCAUCAAGAUACAGAUGAGAGCACAGGAGAUGCUUCUCAGUUCUUCAAUGCCUCCCAGCAUGCUCGCACGGCGACUCAGCGACCGCAAGAAGACCAAAGAUGGAGGGAACAGUGAUUUCUCCCACAGGCCACAGAUAAACAAGGAGGUGCCUGAUUUUGAUGCCAGUUACAGACGUUUCAAGAAGCAUCUGGAGAAACGAAAGGAGGUGAAACCAACAACAGCGUGUGAGCCCUUCAACCUAAAGACAUCACAUAUCCCUUCUCACCGUGAACGGAUCCUGGCUGAUAUUGAGAAGGAGCAGAGCAGCCCACGUGCACGGCGCUGGCCAUACAUCGGUCCAGAGCCAGUUCGGACCCCAAAUUCAAGUCUGUGUUCGUCACUCUCUGGCAGCCUGGAACUCCUUCCGGCCAAAACCACUGACGCCACUAAAAAGCGCCAUGAGGCUGUGAGAAAGGUGCUCGAGCAGAGGAGGAAGACAGAGGAGGAGGAGGAGCAGUGGAAGGAGAGACAGAAGCAUAGGGAGAAGAAGCUGCAGGGUGUGGUGCUGAAACGAGCCCAGGCCAAUGACCCCCACCUGGCUUUGGCAGAGACAAACCACACAAAACUCAAAGAAUUUAGGAAACAGGACAUUCAGCGCAGAAAGGAGUACCGGCAGGAGAUAAAAGAGAUGAAGCAGAGAGUGAAAGGGAGACCACUGCUGCUGGAGCAGGUUGCACAGAAGAACGCCAAACAGGCAGCAGAGAAACGAUACACUGAUGCUCUGCAUGGAUGUGCUGUGACAGAGGAGUUCAUCACCAGCAAAGCCGGAAAAUCAGCAUCAGCACGCAAAGCCUCACCUUCCAGUGACAGCAAACAAAGUGACCAAGAUGAAGCAGAUAUGGGAUAUAAACCAGUUCACAUCAGGAAAGUCUUCCUGGAUGAUGAUGGUGUGGAAGCAGAUCCAGACGAGAGGCAUGAGGACGCCAGCAGUCGGCGCUCAGAUGAGGAUGACCAUGACGAUAAUCAUCAUGAUUCAGAUGACAGUUACCACUACUCAGAUGAUCAUGAGAACUACUCUGGUGAAAGUGAACAUGAAGGUGACUCAAGGCAGCAGGAAACAGAAGAAUAAUGUCAUCUCUUAGGAGGAAGCUUCAUUUUGCUGGAACGUUUCAAUGUUGGACUGUAAAUAUGUUGAAUUUUUUAUGAUUAUGUGGAAUAAAUGUUCAGCUGAAUGUCUGUAAUUCACUGUACAUAUCAAUACGAAACACUGCAUGACAUGACAGGACUGCAUGACUGGAAAAAGUAAUUUAUCAGUAGAUUAUUUUGUUCUUAGAUGGGCAAAUCUGCAUCUGAAUCUGCAUCAGUUUUUGUUUUGUUUUUUUUCCCAUGUGUUUCAGAGGUACAUUAAAGAACCAUUAUAAGCAUUUUAUACUUUUGAAGGACUUAAACUAAUAAACAAAUCAUAUUUUUGCAGGGUCAGUUUGUAUUACUGACAAUAUUGAUGUCACAUUGAUGUGUCUUUUUUGUUUUUAUUUAAACAAAUAGUCAGACGUGAAGAAGAGGAAUAAAAUCCUCACAUGAGAAGCUGCAACCAAAUAUCUAUGUAUCUACAGUAUAAUUGAUCCAAAUUAUAUCAAAGUAUGAUGUGAAUAUCAGAUGGAAUGUGUUUGUGGAAAUUAGAAGACAUAAAAACUCAAAACACUUGAUAAAUAUUUGUUACCUACUUAUAUUAAAUAUUCAUUUUAGUCACUGACUGAUAGUGAUUGUGUCAUCACUAAUAAACCAUAUAUCAAAAGUU